Molecule: messenger RNA, 1051 nt
Organism: Heterobasidion irregulare TC 32-1
Lineage: Eukaryota; Fungi; Basidiomycota; Agaricomycetes; Russulales; Bondarzewiaceae
Exons: 9
Coding region: 31-951 (306 amino acids)
Biological process (GO): mitochondrion organization
Cellular component (GO): mitochondrion; membrane
Source: RefSeq, a predicted model, not a curated record
ACAGCGGCAUCGACUGCACCAACCAUCUUCAUGAGCAACCAGGAAGCAUUUCGAAGGUUUGCGCAGCAACUGCAGAAGGCAGGAAGCGGUGGCAGCUUUCCUGGAGGGAACCCGAAGGGCUUAUUCGCAGGAGGUGGUCUCGUCCUUGCUCUCAUUGCUGGAGGCAUCACACUGAAUGCCAGUUUGUUUAAUGUGGAUGGUGGACAUCGCGCUAUCAAGUACACAAGGUUGCACGGUGUGACCGAGGACGUAUACAGCGAAGGGACUCACCUGAUGAUUCCUUGGUUUGAAACCCCAAUUCUCUUCGACAUCCGAGCCAAACCUCGGAGCAUUGCCAGUUUGACUGGCACAAAAGACUUGCAAAUGGUCAAUAUCACCUGCCGUGUUCUGUCAAAACCUUCUCCACAGGCUCUGCCAACUAUCUACCGGGAGCUAGGCCAAGAUUUCGACGAACGCGUACUCCCGUCGAUCGUGAAUGAAGUGCUCAAGAGUGUCGUGGCUCAAUUCAACGCGAGUCAACUGAUCACGCAACGUGAAAUGGUCUCUCGUUUGGUCAGGGAGAACCUGACGCGCCGUGCACUGCGUUUCAACCUUGUGUUGGAUGAUGUCUCUAUCACCCACGUCGCGUUCUCUCCCGAGUUCACUCACGCAGUGGAGGCGAAGCAGGUCGCACAACAAACAGCGUUCCGUGCUGCGUUCCUUGUGGAUCAAGCAAUCCAAGAGAAACAGUCUAUCAUUGUCCGAGCGCAGGGUGAGGCCAAGAGUGCCGAGUUGAUCGGGGAGGCUAUACGCACGAACAAGGGUUUCCUGUCCUUGCGAAGACUGGAGGCAGCUCGCGAUAUCGCGUCUCUGUUGGCUGCUUCAGGGAACAGAGUUAUGCUGGACUCGGACUCUCUUCUUCUCAACGUGACUAAGGACGAUAUGAAGGAUCUUUUGAAGACGAAAAAGUGAACUGGUUCCCCUGCGAUUGGGUUGUCGGACAUCUGUUUUCGAUCGCUUUGUAUGUUCGCAUGUCUUGCUCCACUCAAUGACAAAUUGUUCCGCAUUUCGA